Spodoptera littoralis (African cotton leafworm) is the source of this 801-nucleotide messenger RNA. Lineage: Eukaryota; Metazoa; Arthropoda; Insecta; Lepidoptera; Noctuidae. The record is from the annotation of a GenBank genome assembly.
AUGCGACGCUGGCGGAAGUUGGAGCGGGACUUCAGUGGCGCUACCCGCGCCACAGCUCUAUUGUCGUGCGAGGAAGCCGUGGUAGACGUGCGCGAGUACGUGACGUGCGGCGACGGGCCCGCAGCUGUGCUGGCUGCUGAGAAGGAGCACGUCAUGGUGGGCAUACAGAUCCGCGUAGACGGCCGACUCGGCGUCAUGCUUGCUGAUCCCGGCUACCACGUGCCCAGAAUCGUCACCGUCAUGCAGGAUCGAAACUACCCACACACUGGUUGGUUCGUGCAGUCGGACGAGCAACACUGCCGCAAGGAGUACAACUACACGUUCAGCGUGCUGAACCCAGGCUACAUCGAGUGGCACGAGCGGGAGACGCGCGGGGAGACUGUGAAGUCUCAGACCUCGCUCGUGUACGCCGGCAGACCGUACCUGGACGGUAUCAACGUCACCGAGAGAAGAAACCUCGUCUACAACUUUAGGAGUCUUCUCUCCCGCGACCAGAAGGGCCACUUGAUAGCCGGCCUCUACUUCCCAGUGGGUGCGACCAUCAAAGACGCGCAGUUCACCCUCUUCCUUAACAACGGGCCUCAAAAGCGGAAGACUAAGUACAAAUUCAGCACUUUUGCUGACCCUGAUGACAUUCCAGAAGAGAUAUUGGAAGAGAUCCAGCUCUGUAAUAACAAGAUGAAUUACAAGGACGGCGAGCUAUUGUCCAUCGUUUGCAAGCUCUCUCGAGUAAUGGCUGACCAAGCCUUCAUCGACCAGAUGCUGGAGAUCAACGAGGACAUCUGUCGCAUGUGUCUCUGA